Cannabis sativa is the source of this 759-nucleotide messenger RNA. Its product is annotated as monothiol glutaredoxin-S1. The transcript has a single exon. NCBI's taxonomy places the organism in Eukaryota, Viridiplantae, Streptophyta, Magnoliopsida, Rosales, Cannabaceae. Bases 92 to 415 code for a protein of 107 amino acids. The record is from RefSeq and is a predicted model, not a curated record.
AAACCAGCUCAUAUAUUGUUUAAUUACUCUAUAAAAACACCUUCAUAUUCAACACAAUUUCCUCAUACUAUAGCUAAUAAUCAAUAUAACUAUGGGCAGUGGUAGUACUAUUGAGAGGUUGGUAGGUGAGAAGCCAGUGGUUAUAUUCAGCAAGCUAUCUUGUUCAAUGUGCCACUCAGUGAAGUCAUUGAUAAAAAAUUAUGGGGCAAACGUGACAGUGUACGAGAUCGAUGAGAUUUCCAAUGGUCAGCAAAUUGAAAGGGAGUUAUUACUUAAGUUGGGGGGUUGUCAGCCCAGUGUUCCAGCUGUUUACAUAGGCCAAAAACUCAUUGGUGGUGCUGAUAUCAUCUUUACUCUCCAACUCAAGAACGAGCUUGUUCCACUCCUCAUUCAAGCCAGAGCUAUAUGGAUAUAGCUACGUAUACACAAAAACCAUCAUCGGCCAUUAUUAUUAAUUAAUAAUCUUCAAUAAGUCUAUAUAUAUAUAGAACGUUUUUGCUUCUUUUUUUGUUGUUGGGUCUUCAUCAUAAUCUGAAAUAUCAUCAUUUAAUCACUUGCUAUAUAUAUAAUUAAGAAUAAUGCACUGAGUUAUGUAUCGUAAGAUGAUGAUCUUCCUUCAUGUAUUGGCAAAGGUGGCCAACAACGUUAACGUACGUAUAUAUAUAUAGCUAUUUUUAAUUUGGAAAGCCUUGAGUUUAUUAUCACUUUUUGUAUUCUCGUUUAAACCAUGUGAUGAAUAAAGCUAUCCAAUGGUUGAGU